Calidris pugnax (ruff) is the source of this 528-nucleotide messenger RNA. Its product is annotated as immunoglobulin omega chain-like. Gene Ontology annotation, biological process: response to bacterium. The record is from RefSeq and is a predicted model, not a curated record. Lineage: Eukaryota; Metazoa; Chordata; Aves; Charadriiformes; Scolopacidae.
AUGGAGCUGGGUGAUCUUUGGACUUUUCUUUCUCCUUCCUCGGCAGUGGCUGUGGGCAGAGCCCAGGUGCAGCAGGAGCCGUCAGCAGAGACCACCGAGGGCACCGCCAUCAGAAUCAACUGUUCACACCCCAAUAUAAAGACCACGGAGAUCAUCUACUGGUACCGUCAGCUCCCGGGCCGAGGCCCUGCGCUGCUCGUGGUGGCUCACAAAGACUUCAAAGAGCUACCGGACCCGCCGGGUUGGCUGCGGGUGGCGGCAGACGGCCGGUCCAGCGCCCUGCGGCUCGACCGGCCCCGGCGCGGGGACGCGGCGGUGUAUUACUGCGCCCUGGAGACACGGGGAGAGGAGCCGGGGCUGCGGCCGGGCAGGAACCGCGGCGGGCGGGGCCGGGCGUGUGUGUCGGGGCCGGGGGGACAGCCCCGCGCGGGCCCGGCAGGGGGCGCUGCCGCUCCGCCCGCCGGGACCGCCUCGCUCCGCCCGGCCCCCCCGGGGGCGCUUCCCCUGAACCACCGUCACUGGAUCUGA